This is a messenger RNA of Eufriesea mexicana, 2156 nucleotides long. Its product is annotated as F-box/LRR-repeat protein 13. The transcript is spliced from 6 exons. Gene Ontology annotation, molecular function: protein binding. The record is from RefSeq and is a predicted model, not a curated record. The coding region runs from base 2 to 2122 and encodes 706 amino acids. Lineage: Eukaryota; Metazoa; Arthropoda; Insecta; Hymenoptera; Apidae. Gene Ontology annotation, cellular component: SCF ubiquitin ligase complex. Gene Ontology annotation, biological process: SCF-dependent proteasomal ubiquitin-dependent protein catabolic process.
UAUGGCGAUAAUGUCUGACAACAAAACUCGUAUAAUUAAUAUAUCAGAAACGGAUAAUUUUCAAUUGCCUAUAGAUGUCAUUAUACACAUAUUAUCAUAUCUGUCUACAUCUGAUAGAAUGUCAGCAGGACUAGUUAAUCAAAUAUGGCAUGAAGCAUCUCUUGCUAUGAAGUUUCUAGAUCAAGAAAAAUUGGUUCUUGGUCGACCACGUACAGAUAAUUUAAAUGAAGUUAUAGAAAUCUUACAACAUUCUACAAGACCAUUUUAUCACUUUGUUUUUAGAGAAGUAGAGUUAAAACGGAAUAUGCCAAUUUGGGAUCAAUAUGGACCUUAUAUGAAAAGUCUAGUAUUGUUUUGUUGUGAUCUAAGUGAAAAAACACUUGUUGAAAUUCUUAAGUGCUGCAAAUCUUUGAAGAUAUUAUGCAUUAAUGCUUGUAGAGAAUGCCUAAUGUCUGGCAGACUUUUAGAAGAUGAGAAUGAUAUAAAAGAACUUUCAGAAACAUUAAAAAAUGUCCAAGAACUUAGCCUUGGUGAUAACCGUUUCCUGAGUGAUGCUCUAUUUAAUAGAUUAGUUGCCAUUUGUCAAAACUUGGAGUCUUUGAGUCUCAUGGGUUGUCAAAUAUCAUUUCAUUGUGGAUUAUAUAAAAAAUUUUAUCCUCAAAAUAUCACUUUAUCAGAUGCUUCAAAAUCAGUACUGACUUUUUUGAACACAUUACAGUACCUUAGGCAACAAGCACAUAAAUUGAAACAUUUAAAUUUUGGUUAUACAUUAAUUGAUGGAACUGCUUUAGCUACUCUAUCAGCUUUGCCAGAUUUGAAACUAGAAUCUUUGUUGUUACGAAGCUGCUAUCAGUUAACUAUGGAAGGGAUUAAAGGAUUGAUACAGUAUCAAACUUGUUUAAAGGUCCUUGAUAUUAGCUUUUGUGUGCGUAUUACAGAUGUCAGUUUACUCUAUAUUUGUAAAAAUUUGACAAGAUUAGAAACACUUAGAUUAAAACGAUGUCGUGCAGUAACUGAUACGGGUAUAAUGUAUAUUCAGUUACUAAAAAAUUUAAAAGAACUUGACAUUUCGGGAAAUGAACAACUUACUAGUGAUUCUAUUACCCGUGGUCUUUGUUCUGAUUGUAAUAUAAAUGAUGAUAACAUGCAACAAGAUAUUGAUUCUGAAAACAUAAAUUUUGUUUCUUCAGAAAAGAAUCAUAUUAUAGAAGAAAUAAUAAGAAAAGAAAACAUGCUAAUAUUGUCAGUAAGUGCAUUGCAUCUUCAUGAAGAAUCAGUUGAAUGCAUAUCUAAGGCUUUUCCUAAUUUAAGGCAACUUGAACUUAGCUACUGUUCUACUGGUGUUACUGACAAAACAAUACAGAUGAUAUUCAAGGAGCUUGUACAUUUGCAAACAUUAAAAAUUAGCAGUUGUGAUAUCAGUGAUAUUGGCUUAACGGGUAUGGAUACUGGUAACAAUGAGUAUGGCGAAAAAAUACAAGUUGUACAUAAACCAGAAUUUACAGAAUCCAGGCUAAGAAUCAGUUUACGCUCAAGGGCUGAAGAAGAAAUAGUACGUGACGCUAAUCGAAAGCGAGAGAUUAUGCAGCUUUGUGAAAUUGUAUCUGGGCCUUAUAAACCUUUUUUCGGAUUCUCUUUGAUUAGGCUUAAAUGCCUCCAAGAACUUGAUCUUUUCGGAUGUAAUAAUAUUACCGAUAUCAGUUUAAAACACGCAUUCGCUUUCCCAGAAUUAAGAACCUUAAACUUAAGUCAGUGUCAAGUUACACACGUUGGUUUGGAUUAUUUAUCAAGAAAUAAUCCAGCAAUCGAAUACUUAAAUUUAAACCGUUGUUAUAAAAUAUCGGAUAUUGGUAUAUCAUAUCUCGCACAAAGAUUGCAUAGAUUGAAGCGACUUCUCAUACAGGGAUGUUCACAACUCACGGAUCAAUCCCUUAAUUCUAUUAAACUAUAUUGCAAAAAUUUGCAUUACCUAGAUACACGUUAUUGUCGGGAAAUGACAGCAGCAUGUCUUGAAAGCUUGACACAUUUGUAUGUUGAUUGGCAUAAAAAUGAUGUUUCUGCAGAAAAUGAUAUAAUACCACCACCUGCUCCACCUUUACCAUCAUUACCAUCUUUACCAUAGAGACGGCUUCAAUAUUUUCUUUCGCAUUUUAAGG